This is a messenger RNA of Sphenostylis stenocarpa, 1905 nucleotides long. The record is from the annotation of a GenBank genome assembly. NCBI's taxonomy places the organism in Eukaryota, Viridiplantae, Streptophyta, Magnoliopsida, Fabales, Fabaceae.
AUGGAUGUGCACAGGAGAAGGGUUGGGGUUACAUGCAGUGUGGUUGCAGGGUCAGUGUGGGAGAGCAGAAUGAAGAAUGAUGAAGUUGGUGUUGGAGUUAAGGUCUUCAUUGGAGAACAAGGUUCUGGGGAAGGAGGCAAUGGUGACACAAGAUUGAAGAGAAGCCAAACCGGGGCUGUAGUUUCCACUGGAAAGAGAAAAACUUGGAAAUCGAAAAGGUCUGAGGGGUUAGAAAAUAAACAAAUUCAAAUUGCCAGAGGAAAAGUAGAACAAUGUAAGGACCUUAAUAUAUCUUCCGAUUCAAUAAAAAAGAGCCCAAUUCAGAGCCCAAUUCAGGUUAGGAAGGUGAAGAAUGAAGGAAUUGGUGCUUCUGUUAGUUCUGAUAAAUUAGAACGAAGCCCAAUUCACACCAGGAGGAAAAGAUCUGAGGAAGGUGAAUCUAGUGAAAAGAAUAUUGAGCAGCUCAGAAAGAAGAUAUCAGAUUCAAUUAAGAAUGUUGGUAAUGAAAAUGGAGAUAAUGCAAUACAGCUUAACAAAGACAAAUCAGAGUUUGAUCAUGUUUUGGAUGAAUCAAGGAAUGAUGGAUUGGCUGGGGGAUCUGGAAGAACUGUAAUUGACAAUGGGAAGAAUGACGGUGAUGAAAAUUGCAAGGAUUUUGGUGCGUGUCAAGAGAAGGUCAUUUCUAGCAGUUCAGAUGAUGCUAGCAUGGUCAAGUGUUCACCAGUGCAUGUUGAUGGUGAUUCUGAUGAUGAUGAUGAUGAAGAAGAAGAUGAGGAGGAGGUAGAGAUGAAUGAUGAGGAGAUUGAUAUUGAGAUGGAGAAAGAGAGCUUUGAUGUUAAGGAAAUCAAUGUAUCAGAAUCCAAGGUUGUGAAUGAGCCAGAAGAGAAGUUUGAGAAUGUACCAGAAAAACAGAAGAUUCUGAGCGAACCAGAACCUAAAACGGUUUUGAGCACCGACAGACAAUUUCAUCAGAAAACCGAAAGGAUACUGUCGGUCCCUCUAACAGUCAAGCCAUCUCCUCCUCCCAUUAGAAAGCUCUCCACAAUGCAUCAAAAUUUCUCCAAGGCUGAUUCAAUUCAAAAGGCAGAACAGUACUGUAGCUUUCCACAAUCACAGAACAAACUGCAGAGUCUAGUGGAUUUAAUCAUGUGGAGAGAUAUCUCAAGAUCAGCAUUUAUCUUUGGGAUUGGAACAUUCACUGUAGUUUCAUCUUCUUAUGCAAUGGACAUCAAUCUGAGUCUAAUUUCUGUAAUGUCCUAUCUUGGUCUUGUCUAUCUAGCUGUUAUCUUCCUCCACAGAUCACUAAUAUGCAGGGGGGUCAUAGAUGUAGAGAGCACAAACUAUGUACUUGGAGAAGAAGAAGCAAUUUGGGUGCUAAAGUUGAUCCUUCCUUACUUGAAUGAAUUUCUGUCACAACUCAGAACCAUGUUUUCUGGAGAUCCAGGUACCACAAUAAAGUUGGCAAUAUCGUUAUUUGUUCUUGCUAGAUGUGGCAGCUCCAUAACCAUUUGGAAGAUGGCCAAAUUCGGCUUCUUUGGAUUGUUUACUGUGCCAAAAAUCUGCUCCUCCUAUUCUGCACAGUUAACUGCAUUUGCAAACUUUUGGAUUCGUCGAUGCCAUGAUGCUUGGGAUUCUUGUUCUCACAAAAAGGUUGUCGCUUUUGGCAUUUUUUGCCUUGUUUGGAAUUUGUCAUCACUUGUUGCUCGCAUUUGGUCAGUGUUUGUGCUAUUUGUGGCCUUUAGAUAUUAUCAACAACAUUAUUUGGUAGGAGAUGAAUGGGUGGAAGAUGAAGCAGGAUGUGGUGGUGAAACUUGGCAAGAACCUGUUGUUCGGGUUAACGUUGGAAUGCAGAGACAACGGGCACCCAAUAUGUUUGAAACACAAAAAGUAAAGAAAGGAUUGUAA